Messenger RNA from Cryptococcus deneoformans JEC21, 826 nucleotides. RefSeq lists its product as hypothetical. Lineage: Eukaryota; Fungi; Basidiomycota; Tremellomycetes; Tremellales; Cryptococcaceae. Bases 366 to 719 code for a protein of 117 amino acids. Gene Ontology annotation, molecular function: deaminase activity. The transcript is spliced from 4 exons. The record is from RefSeq and is a predicted model, not a curated record. Gene Ontology annotation, cellular component: mitochondrion; cytosol.
UUUUACCCGGAUCAUCUCCUGCACCUAUACCAAGUAGAGAAGGGUGCGGCUGAUAUGAUCUAUACUUACUCCGCCGCUAGGCUUCAGACAAUACCAGCCCGGGUUACCCCAUGAACCCGAAUCAGGCAGUACCCCGGUCAUCAGAUGUUCCGUCCCAGUGAAGUUAUGCCGUCGAUAUGUCGAUUUGAGUGACGGAGGAGCACUCCUCUCAAUCUGACAAGGUCCAUACUAUAUAACCGGCCAGACUACCUUAGUUCUCACUGAAGUCACCACUUGGAUUUUUAAAACCUCAACGCAUACGCGUAGCCACAUAUUUUCCCAGCCCCUAUUGACUCAGUAACACUACAAGCCAUCAUACAGCCAGAAUGUCUCGAGAACUCAUCAGCUCUGCCGAAUUCCCUCCCAAGCCUCACAACUGCCCGGCCGUUAAGGUCCCCGGUCUUGUCUUUUGCGCCGGCCAAACCGCGACAGGCGAGAUCAAGCAGGCCACUCACACCGUCUUGUCCAACCUCCAGAAAGUCCUUGAGCUCGCGGGUUCAUCACUCGACAAGGUCGUCAAGUACAACGUCUACCUCAAGGACAUGAAGGACUUUGCGGCCAUGAAUGAGGUUUACAUUGCUUUCCUUCCUCCCAAUCCUCCUUCUAGAACCUGUAUCCAGGCCGGCGACCUCCCUGGAGAGGGUACUAUCAUUGAGAUUGAGUGCAUUGCCCAGGCAUAAGCGAGAGAUAGAAGCAAUUGUAACUUAGGAGGAAAGAAGCAGGGGUUGGGAUUGUAGCAUUCAUUCCAUCGUACUUGAAGGUACAUGCAACUAGCAUUUGAUCAUCC